AGUGACGUUAAAUUAUAAACUUUUAACGGCGGCAAGGAGAAUCAAAAACAUUGAAUUCAUGUAAGCAAAGAUUUUGUAAUUACUCAAAUUUAUAGAAUUUGUUUGAAGAAUAAACAAACUCGUGUAAUACAAGAAAAUAGUAUAUAGACUUCUGGCAUUGCGUUUAUUAAAAAUGCCGCGAACGAAAAAUGUUCGAAAACCAAAACAAGAACAGCAAUUUGCCGAAGAAAGUGAUUUAUUAAUAAGAGAUUUUGAGCGUCAGGCACAAUUACGAAUUUUAAAAAUGGAAGGAGAAGCAAGAAUGGCAAUAAAAAGCGUUGAAACUUUCAUUGAUGUUACUCUUUCACGGCUUCCAUCGGAAAUACGACAAAUGACUCUCGGUGAAAUACUUAAUUACGAGAUCGAUAAUAAGAAAGAAACUUGUGAUGAAGUUUCGUCGUCAGUGGAUGAUUGUUCAUUACCGUCUGUCACAGUAAAAGUGAAAGGAAAGAAAAAUAGAAUUACUGCAUCCGACGACGGAUAUGUAACCGAAGGCGUCGCUACAACUCGCUCGUCUAGAGCACCAAAAAUUACAGACAGUACCUAUGUUGGUAGAACACGUAGUAGUUCAAGAAACAGUAGGAUUAAGCAUAGCGAAGUUAAUCAAGACACUGUAAAGAAGACAAGUAAAAAAGAAAGAAUUAAAGAAUCAAUGAAAUCAAAUAAAUUCAAGACACCUGCAACUUUAAAACCUGGAAAUCUUGAGUUUGGUCUUGUAACUCCAAAAAUCAAACCAAAUACACCAUUAAAUGUAUUAAGACGUCCACGACAAGGAGAAAUGGUUCUUAGUAUGCAAGGUAGUCCUUUAUUAGUUUCUGCAAUUGUUCAAGAAGAUACAGCUAAUAUUAAUGUACCUUUGGCCAAUGGUAACGUUAUAUCCCUAUUACCUAAUGAUGGUUUACGUAUGUCACAUAUUCCUGAAUUAGAUCCAGAAACUAUGAGGCAGCUAGAAACUCUAAAGAACCAUAUUGAGAAAGUUAUCUCUGCAAAAUAAAUAUAGAAUCAUUGAUAGGAUAAAUUUCUUCCUGUGCCUUUUAUAUCUAACUAUUGUGUUAAGACAUGAUGUGUAUUUUGGAUACUUUGUUACAACUUUAUUGUAAGCAGCAUCAUUAAAAUAAACUAAAUUACACUGAA
This is a messenger RNA of Megachile rotundata (alfalfa leafcutting bee), 1173 nucleotides long. RefSeq names its product borealin-related (gene borr). Gene Ontology annotation, cellular component: chromosome passenger complex; chromosome, centromeric region; spindle midzone. Gene Ontology annotation, biological process: mitotic sister chromatid segregation. NCBI's taxonomy places the organism in Eukaryota, Metazoa, Arthropoda, Insecta, Hymenoptera, Megachilidae. The record is from RefSeq and is a predicted model, not a curated record.